Messenger RNA from Paramuricea clavata, 621 nucleotides. NCBI's taxonomy places the organism in Eukaryota, Metazoa, Cnidaria, Anthozoa, Malacalcyonacea, Plexauridae. The record is from the annotation of a GenBank genome assembly.
AUGGAAAGUAUUUUAUAUAACCAACUAUAUGAGUAUUUGUCGCUAAACAACCUCCUCUCAGAACAUCAGUUUGGUUUCCAAAAGUUUCACUCGACUGCGUCAGCAUUACUUGACUGCACAAAUGAUUGGUAUUUAAACAUGGAUCGAAAAUUGUUUAAUUUGGUUGUAUUCAUAGACUUAAAAAAAGCAUUCGACACUGUUAACCACGACAUCCUAAUGGAAAAGCUAUUACUAUUUGGAAUUACGGGCAGUGCAUUUCAACUCCUAACAUCAUAUUUAUCCAAUCGUACCCAAAAAUGUAAAAUGAACGGCUCUACUUCUAAAGAAAAUAUUGUAAAAUGUGGCGUACCCCAAGGCUCAAUGUUAGGACCAUUAUUCUUUCUGCUAUAUAUUAACGAUCUAUCAUCUUGUCUAAAUGAAACUAGAACCCGGAUGUUUGCAGACGACACAAAUAUUACAGCAUCCGGAAAUUGCAUGAAUGAUAUUGAAUCUGCAGUAAAUUCGGAUUUAGAAAGACUUCGAAAGUGCCUUAUGGCAAAUAAACUGAGCUUAAACGUAGCGAACACUGAAUUUCAAUUAAUUGGCACUAAACAUAUGCUUAAAAAAGUUUGUGAUUACUAG